Messenger RNA from Alternaria rosae, 657 nucleotides. RefSeq lists its product as uncharacterized. The transcript is spliced from 3 exons. NCBI's taxonomy places the organism in Eukaryota, Fungi, Ascomycota, Dothideomycetes, Pleosporales, Pleosporaceae. The record is from RefSeq and is a predicted model, not a curated record. The coding region runs from base 1 to 657 and encodes 218 amino acids.
AUGAAGUCCAUUGCUGCACUUGCCGCCUAUUUCCUUGUCGCAGUGACCACUGCCGCACCCGAUCCACUUAUUACCCCACGCGCUGAGCUUGCACCCCGGCAAACAUCAUCCGAGAGUGAUCCGGCGCUGGUUGGUUGGAUCGACGCGACGGAUGGACAAUUUUCCGAUCUCCGCUCCUGCGACUACCCAGCUACCUUCUCCACCUCCGGUACUUUCGCACAAUGCUGCGCACCCGAUUCCGACUGCACCUUCUGGUCAUCAUGUAGCUCUGCAGCGCUGUUAGCUGGAUCCACCAGUCUGUUCUGCGAUCAGGGAUAUUGUAACACGGCGGUUGUGGUGCCAACUGUGGGUGCGAGUAAGGGUGUGGACUUCCUUGGAUGCUGGGCGACGAGUUUGGGGACGGGGGCAUUUACCGUGGUGAGAGAUAUUGGGGAUGCUGAUGUUGCACCGGCUUCUUCGACUGAAACUGGUGAUGAGGGUACUACAGGUAGUUCCCCUACUUCUACUGCCGCGGACGCAUCUGCGUCUGAAACGUCGAGCAGUGCGACAGAGUCUUCUACUGACGCCGAUGUGACGACGGGCUCAGCUGCUGCCGAGACUUUGGAGCCAUUGACUGGCGUAGUCGGCUUGGUCGCGUUGUUGUUUGGCGUGUUGUGA